GAGUUGUGACUUGAAAUGGCGGAAUAAUCAGUGAAGAGUCUUGCUUCGUGCUCUUACGGGGAGAACAUAGUUCUGAAACGCAAGUUAUUGCACCUUUUCUGUACAUGAAGCUCAUUUACUUAGGAUCAAUAACAAUAAAUCGCCAGCAAAUCUGAUUUUUGUUGUUGUUGUUGCUAUUGUUUGGUUGACGAGAUGUCAUGAAGCAAGCGGUCUUUCCCUGCCACAUAAGUGAGGAGUGUCGGCAACGUCUCAUCUCAUUCCUCAUUAUCCAAAUCAUCAUCGGUAUCGUAUGCGGCACCUUAGUCAUCGGCGUCGGCUUUUACAUACGAAGUCAUAUCCGAGCCAAAGUCAAUCUCAUCGAAGGUUAUGACUUCGAACAGCUACCGAUCACCCUCAUGGUCGUCGGUGGCAUCGCCGUGCUCAUGAACCCGGUCGUUGCCAAGAUUGGCCACGAGGCGUCAUUCUCAUGGAAGAGGGAAAAGCUCCGAAGUGCAUUGCUUGCUAUGGUGGUCAUCCUCUGUAUCGUCGACCUUGGAUUACUUAUAGGAGGAUCAAUGACCUUCAUCCACGGUCAUUCGUUGAAGAAAUCAUUUCACAAUGGUCUCACUAGCGCCAUGAAAAGAUACAAGGACGAUAUUGAAAUCAAGGAGGAAAUCGAUUCUCUCCAAUUGGAUUUUGGAUGUUGUGGAAACGAAGAUUAUGAAGAUUGGUUUAGAAUACAGUGGAUUAAUGAUGAUUAUAUCGAAGGCUCAAAGAGACCUGCUCGAGAUUCCCAUCAUGAUGAUGAACACGAUGAUGACGGAGGAACCGAAUCUACAGAAUUCCUCAACGAUGAUACGCCUUUCUCCUGCUGCCAUCCGCGCUCUAUUCGACCGUGUAUUCACCACAACGUACUCGACAACGAUGCCCACUACCUCUACAACUUCGAUCUUAGUUUUACCAUUCAUAAGACUGGCUGUAAACAUCGGCUCAUGGAGUACUUCAACAGAAAACUCAAUAUAAUCGGUGGCUGUGUGAUGGGUCUUUGUGGACUACAGUUGAGCAUCCUCCUGACGGCCCAAUACUUGAAUUCAUCAAUCUGCAAUGCUCUGGAUCGUGGCAAUCCCGAGAGAACUGCCAAGGGAUGGAUCUUUGAAGAAUUCCCUCUUGUCACGUUGUUCAAGGCAAUCACGGCAAUGAUCCUUGGAGCCGUGAUAUAAAACUUAGGAGUUAACAUAAUGGUAAUUUGGGAAAAUCAUCAAGAUUGUAGUUGUGCACCCAUCCCUUGAGAUGGUGAGCCCCACAGGCGAUUUCGUGACAUUUGCUCCGACGACAAUAAAUAGCUCUGAUGAAAAAUCUGCACAUCAAGCCACACGUGAAACCAAACCUCCAAAACUAAAUAAACCCCGAUCCUUAUCUCUACAUUAUCCUGAACCGAAAGCUCUAAUAUAAUCAUAACUCUAACCCCAGGCCCUCUAAGACAUCAAGACCGUAGCAAAUGUCGCAGGAGCAUCUGUCGUAUCACCCCAGAGGUUGGCAGUGGGCUCUGAAGAUAUUCUCCCUUUCAAGAGCAUGGUAACUUUGUUCUUGAAUGAGGAUAGGAUAAGAUCAUAGAGAUAUAUAUGCACAGAGAUGAGCAUGUGAUGGGAGUAUGGGUGAAGGCCAAAUUAAAUAGGAUCAAACUUUCGCCCGUAAGUUCUAUAUGUUUUUUUAUUGAUCUUGAAAAAAAUGCGGUCCAUGCUGAUUACUAAAGUGCAAGUAACUUUAUUACGUCACUAUGGUAUGAAUUAAACAUUAACUUCAAAU
Molecule: messenger RNA, 1785 nt
Organism: Lytechinus pictus (painted urchin)
Lineage: Eukaryota; Metazoa; Echinodermata; Echinoidea; Temnopleuroida; Toxopneustidae
Product: photoreceptor outer segment membrane glycoprotein 2-like
Exons: 3
Coding region: 198-1199 (333 amino acids)
Biological process (GO): visual perception
Cellular component (GO): plasma membrane
Source: RefSeq, a predicted model, not a curated record